This is a messenger RNA of Fulvia fulva, 399 nucleotides long. RefSeq names its product Guanyl-specific ribonuclease F1. The record is from RefSeq and is a predicted model, not a curated record. Gene Ontology annotation, molecular function: RNA nuclease activity; RNA binding. The transcript is spliced from 3 exons. Lineage: Eukaryota; Fungi; Ascomycota; Dothideomycetes; Mycosphaerellales; Mycosphaerellaceae. Bases 1 to 399 code for a protein of 132 amino acids.
AUGCGCUUCGCCUUCGCCUCCGCUCUGCUCUUCGCAGUCAGCGCCCUCGCCGCGCCCACCAGCGAGCUCGUCGAGCGCCAGUCCGCUACCACCUGCGGAUCGACAAGAUACAGCUCCGGCCAGGUCAGCGCUGCUGUCAACCAAGGCUACAACUACUACUCCAACGACCAGCAAGUGGGCUCGAACAACUACCCACACACGUACAACAACUACGAAGGUUUCGAUUUCCCGGUCAAUGGGCCAUACCAGGAGUUUCCAAUUAGAACCAGCGGCGUUUAUACUGGUGGUUCUCCGGGAGCUGAUCGUGUUGUUUUCAACACCAACGGCCAGUAUGCUGGUGCUAUCACUCACACUGGUGCCAGUGGAAACAAUUUCGUUGGAUGCAGUGGCACCAGAUAG